Tinamus guttatus (white-throated tinamou) is the source of this 2372-nucleotide messenger RNA. The record is from RefSeq and is a predicted model, not a curated record. NCBI's taxonomy places the organism in Eukaryota, Metazoa, Chordata, Aves, Tinamiformes, Tinamidae.
AUGGGGCUGGGGAUGAAGAUGGGGUUGGAGAUGGGGAUGGGGAUAAGAAUGGGAAUGGAGAUGGGGAUAGAAGAUGGAGAUGGGGUUGGAGAUGAUGAGGAUGGGAAGGGAGUUGGGGAUGGAGAUGAGGAUAGAGAUAGAGUUGGAGGUAAGGAUGGCGAUGAGGAUAAGCACGACUACUGCAUCAUCGGGGCCGGCCCGUCGGGCUUGCAGAUGGCCUAUUUCCUGCAGCAAGCCGGCAGGGACUACGUCGUCUUCGAGCGCGGCCACGCGCCUGGCAGCUUCUUCGCCCUCUACCCCCGGCACCGCAAGCUCAUCAGCAUCAACAAGCAGUACACGGGCAAGUCCAACAGCGAGUUCAACCUCCCACAUGCCUGGAACCCGCUAAUGGUGCGCUACCUGGAGGACUUCGCUGCCCUGCUGGAGCUGCGGGUGCAGUACAACACGGCCAUCAUCCAUGUCACGCUGGACGCAGAUCCGCAGGCCUGGAACGGCCACUACUUCGUCCUGACGGACCAGAACAGGCAGAAGUACAAGUGCAGCUCUUUGUUGGUGGCCACUGGCACAUGGGUCCCCAACGUGGUGAACUUCCCUGGCUCAGAGUAUGUUGAGGGUUAUGAGACUGUGUCCAUCAAUCCAGAGGACUUUGCUGGCCAAACUGUGUUGAUCUUGGGCCGAGGGAACUCUGCCUUUGAGACAGCAGAGAACAUUCUGGGCGUCACGAAUUUCAUCCACAUGGUGAGCCGAUCCCGUGUUCGUCUCUCUUGGGCCACCCACUACGUUGGAGACCUGAGAGCAAUUAACAAUGGCCUGCUGGACACAUACCAGCUCAAAUCUCUUGACGGGCUUCUGGAGGGCGACCUAGAAGAUCUGGCUAUUGUCAAAGACAAGAAAGGGAAGUUGCACAUCACGCUCCGUUACUACCUGGAGAACAGAAACACCAGCGCAGGCAUUGACUCCAUCACCCUCCCGCAGGAUGAGCUGGAUAAUUUUGCCACCCGUGCACCUUAUGACCGUGUCAUUCGUUGCCUGGGCUGGAAAUUUGACUUCGCUAUAUACAACAGAUCCCUUAGACUGAUGCCAGGAAAAGGGAAUAAAAAUAAGUAUCCUCAGAUCAAACCCAAUUACGAGUCCAGAGGCACGCGGGGGCUCUUCAUUCUUGGCACUGCUAGCCACUCUGUUGACUUCAGGAAAUCUGCCGGGGGCUUCAUCCAUGGAUUCCGGUACACAACUCGUGCAGUCCACCGCUUACUGGAAAACCGUCACCAUGGUGUCCCCUGGCCAUCCACGGUCUACCCUAUUACACAGUUGACCAACUCCAUCAUCAAGCGGGUGAAUGAGGCCUCAGGCCUCUACCAGAUGUUCAGUGUCCUGGCUGACAUCAUACUGCUGAGAGAGAAUGCUACAGCAUUUGAAUACCUUGAAGAAUACCCUGUUGGAGUCCUGGCUGAGCUGGAAACACAGACAGGGAGAAAAGCUGCCAACGGGCUGUUUGUCAUCAUCAUGGAGUACGGGAGGAACUUCUCUGGGGCUGAUAAAGAUGUCUUCUACUACAACCGAGCUGUAGGGGAGGCCCAGCACGCCUGGCAGUCCAACUUUCUGCACCCUGUCAUUUACUAUUACAAACGCCUCCCAACAGAGCGGGAGAUGAGAUUUCGCCCCCCCGACUGGCCUCUCCCCCGCCCAGAUGCCAUCCAUCACAUCGUGGAGGAUUUUCUGACAGACUGGACAGCCCCAAAUGCUCACAUCCUGCCACUGAGACGUUUCCUGGAGAACUGCCUAGGCACUGACCUGCGCAAUUUCUUUGCAGAAUCCUGUUUCCUGUUUGCCUUCACCCGCCAGAAGCUGCCUCCCUUCUGUCAGCAGGGAUAUGUAAGAAUGCAGGGGCUUGUGGGCACAAGGAGACUCCAGGGCCAUGCCAUGGAAGCUGGCCUGCUGGAGAACUACACUGUUACGGACUUUACAGGCGACAGACUCCUCAGCAGCCACCAGGGGUCACAGGACCAAUUGCUACAAGACCAUGCAAUGCCAGUCCGUCCAUUGCAGCAUGUUGUUAAUGCAAAGGAUGAACUUUAACCUUCUCACUCCACACUGAAAUCCAUAGGUGCUGUUGUGACAAUAUUGUAACAGAGAUCUACAGCAGGACUCUUCCCUUUUCCAUGUACCUUUUUCAUGCCCAACCCUUCCACUGAUCGCAAAUUGCCAAAGACCUGCUCAGAUCUUGCUGUUACAAAGUGGACCAAUGUGUUGUGGAGGCUAAGCCAGGAGCUGAAAUCCAGUGAUUCUGAGGCUUCUGCUUUGUACUUGCAGAGUUCAAAGUUGCCUGAAGACAGUGUUUCUUUUUAUCUCACAGACCAAUAUGUGCAGCAAUG